AUGGUAGCAAAAAAAUUCGAUGAAGCAAGCAACUAUAUCAGUAAAACAUAUAAUUAUACCUUGAACUCAAAAAAAAUAUCUGCCGAUUCCUUAGAUCCAGUCACAUUCCUCACUAAACUUUGUGAAGAAUAUAAAAAUUAUGUACAAAUUAUGAAAGCACCUCAUUUGAUACUCGACACAACUGAAACGAAAGCUAUUUCAAAAGCUAUUAAAUUUUUUACGAAGGCCUUAGCAUUACCAAUUGUCACUACAUCUGCUUAUAAGAAUGCAGCAAACGAUGCAUGGAGCAAUCUCGAUCAAAACGAGAUGCAAUAUUUGAUUCAAGUUUUUUCACCAUAUCAUGCUAUCUUCAGUUUGUCCAAACACAUAUUUCGUCAUCAGAAAAUAACGAAUCUUGUUAUAAUUCAUGACGUUACUUUAGGGUCGCACGAGACAUUCUUAGAAAUGUUCCUAAACGUCAACGUGAGAUAUGUAAUUGAUCAAAUAGAUUUAAAGAUGAAUAUAUACGAAAAACUCAGCAAUUACAGCAGAACUUUUUCAAAUUUUUUCGUUAUGGGCAGCUCACAAAAUGUAAAGAGCAUUUUGGAAAUUGCCGAUUCACAAUUACUAUUUGAGACUAAAUACGCUUGGUACGCUUUCACCCUAGAUGACGGAAUAGUGAAUUGCUCAACUUGUGCUAACGCUAAAAUUAUCUCUGUUCAACCAUCUGGAAUGCAUUCGAUUGAAUAUCCAAUCUAUGAUAAAGAUAUCCCGUCAAAUGAUUUUUAUUCACAUCUUUUCAUUGGAUCUAUUCUGAGUCUGAGAAAUAGCUCAUACGUGAGCAGAUGGACCAAAUAUGACUUCAUAAAUUGUGAAACUUACGAUGGAAAUAACACUCCGUUCAGAGAGAAUAUCGAUUUGAAAGAAAAUCUCCAAAGAUAUAUGUUCAAUUAUAAGCCUUUCAAUAUGGAAGUAAAAUUGGUACAUUUUACUGAUGGAAAGAUCAAAGAUUCGGUCCUAAUUGGUCAAUGGAUCUCAUAUGAGGAUAAUGAAGUGAAGCUGAUGAAUAAAAACCUAUGGAGAGAAUUUAUAGGGACAGAGGUUCUGAAAAUAGUUGUGGUUGAGCAAAAACCCUUCAUUUUUUUGGACUAUUCACACCCAAGAGGAUACAACGGUUACCUUGUGGACAUGAUGGAAGAAAUUGGCCAAUUGUUAGGGUUCGAAUUUUACUUGGAGUUAGCCAGCGAUAACGCUAUCGGCGAUGUAGAUGACGAUGGACUAUGGAACGGAUUGAUUGGAGACAUUUUGAAUUUAAAAGCCGACAUUGGCUUGGCUUCAAUUCCGGUAUCAUCGAUACGGGAAAAAGUUAUCGAUUUCACCAUACCCUACUACGAAGCUGUAGGAUCGAUCAUGCUGAUGAAACUUUUCAGGACAGAACCUUCCCUGAAUAAGUUUAUCGAUGUGAUAGAGACCGAAGUUUGGAUAUACAUUUUAGCGGCGUAUGCUCUGACAAGCUUGCUCAUUUGGAUCUUCGACAAAUAUCAACCGGAGAAGGACCCUAACGAAAGGAUAUUCUCAUUGAGAGAGAGCUUAUGGUUUUGUUUUCUUUCAUUGACGCCCCAAGGAACUGGUGGUUUGCCACGUAACCUACCCGGUCUUAUUGUUACAGUAUCUUGGUGGUUAUUCUCGUUUGUCAUACUUGCUUCGUACACAGCUAAUUUGUCGGCAAUUCUAACCGUUUCGUUAUUCAAUAAUCAAAUCGAAAAUAUCAACGACUUGGAGAAAGAAUACAGACUGAAAUUUGCUCCUUUGAACGGAUCCUAUACAAUGCAGUAUUUUUCAAGAUUGGCGCGCAUUGAGGAAAUGUUCCAUCACAUUUGGAAAAAUAUGACCUUCGACGGAGACCACAACGAAAAAGCAAAAUCUAAAUAUUCGGUCUGGUCUUAUCCCGUAUCCAACAAAUACAACGACAUAUGGAACUCAAUGCAAUCGGCUGGCUUUCCGAAAACGAUGGACGAGGUCCUAGAAAGGAUAAGAAGAUCGACGUCCUCUGCUGACGGAUUCGUAUUUCUGGGCGAUGCCACCGAUUGCAGAUAUUUAGUGUUGACGAAUUGCGAUCUGCAAACAGUCGGUGAAGAAUUUUCCACCAAGCCAUACGCUAUUGCAGUACCGGAAGGGUCACCUCUGAAAAGGCGAUUGGACUUCGCUAUUAUGGAACUGAUAGAAAGAGGCACUCUUCAGCAACUCAAGACGAAAUGGUGGGACAGAAAUCCAGACAGAAAAUUAUGCGAAACAGAAAAUCGGUUAGAUGGAAUAGGAUUACCGAAUAUGGGAGGAGUUUUUGGCCUGAUGUUGUUUGGAAUUGGAUUGGCUAUCAUAGUACUUGACAAAGCCAGGCCACACACAUCGAUAUUGACUCGCCAGAAGCUCCGAGAUCUUGGUUUGGAGGUUCUUAUGCAUCCACCUUAUAGGCUGGACCUGGCACCAAGUAAUACCCAUCUGUUCAAUUUUGCUGGUGGCAAAUUCGCUUUAACAGAGGCUUGUGAGAAUCGGCUGUCUCAAUUUUUGGCCAAUAGGGACGAGGGCUUCUAUGAAAGAGGCAUUAUGGUAUUAACUUCAAAAUUCCAACAAGUUAUCGAACAAAACGGCGCAUAUUCGAUCUAA
Harmonia axyridis is the source of this 2643-nucleotide messenger RNA. RefSeq names its product ionotropic receptor 25a-like. Gene Ontology annotation, molecular function: glutamate-gated receptor activity; transmitter-gated monoatomic ion channel activity involved in regulation of postsynaptic membrane potential; nucleic acid binding. NCBI's taxonomy places the organism in Eukaryota, Metazoa, Arthropoda, Insecta, Coleoptera, Coccinellidae. Gene Ontology annotation, cellular component: postsynaptic membrane; plasma membrane. The record is from RefSeq and is a predicted model, not a curated record. Bases 1 to 2643 code for a protein of 880 amino acids. The transcript has 9 exons. Gene Ontology annotation, biological process: modulation of chemical synaptic transmission; synaptic transmission, glutamatergic.